ACCUGCUGAUAAGUGAGUUUUUCGCAGGGUAAUAUUUCCGUUUCUCAUUCGCAUGCGAUUUUCCAGAGAGACUAUCCAAUGAGAACAGUCUUUGACUUGCAUUGAAGAACUUGCAGGAAACUUUCGGCAAUAAGCUGGAAGGUGGAUGGUGAAUAUCACCAUCGAUCCUAAAAAAACAAACAAACCAUACCGGAAGUCUUGGGCUCCUCCAUGACGUCACAGCAUAACGUGACUAUUUCUUUUUUUGAUGCUCUGUUUACAUCCGUAGAUAAAUAGCUCUUUACUUUGAAUGCGUUCUAUUUUCUGUUGUGUUUUUUUUUUUGUUGUGAAAAUGAGCUCUUCAUAUUUUCAAAUGUUGAAUGAAGAUGCGAAGAAAAAUUACGUAAAUAAAUUAAACUAUAAUGGUAUUCAAUUGCCGGAUCCAUUAGAUGCUGACAUACGAAGCCUGGUUUUCUCCAGCAAAAAUUGGCCAAAUAUAAGUGUUUUUGACAUUUAUUCGUAUUUCGUAGUAAAGCACAAAGUGUAUUCUCAAAUUGCUUUUAAAAGUUUUGAAACUCUUCCAAGUUACAAUUACGUUACGUCCGGAAAAGUUCAUAACGUGAAAUGCUUUCGAAACGAAAUCGGUGUUUGUGUUCUAACAGCAGAUGUUGAAGCGGGUCAGAAAACAAAUAAAAUCCACAUGCCGUGGAUAAUCUCUACACAUGCUGGAGAAAUAAUUUCUGGCCAUUGCACUUGUAUGGCUGGAUUGGGAGAAGCUUGCUCACACGUGGGAGCAACUCUCUUUUUCAUUGAAAAGAGUUUAAAAACAGAUCAGGAAAAGCCUUCAUGCACGUCUGAGCCUUGCAAGUGGAAGAAAACUUCUAAAAAUGUUGAGCCAAUGCCAGUGGCUAACAUUGAUUUUAAGAAGUCAAAAGACAAGAAAACCCCCCAAAAAUCAUCAGAGGUUGUGCCUGUAGCAAGCGAUGUUGCUUUCAAAAGAUUUCUGGAAGACUUGAAGACAGCUUCACCAGCUGCUGCCAUUUUUCAAGUAUUGUCCGAUGAUGAAGAAACUGAAUCGGAAGAGGAAACUAGUAACAUUUCUGUCAUCGAAAGCCCCUGUUCUUUCUCUGACAGAGUUAGAAAAAGAAUGUCAGAAUGCCCUUCAAUGAAAACAGACCCUAGAAAAUGUUUCUAUGAUAUGUGUCGUAUUAGUGACAAUGAGAUGAAAUUUAUAGAAGAUGAAACAAAAUUACAGGGUGAAGUGUGGAAAGCUGAGAGGAUUGGUAGACUUACUGUUUCCAAAUUCGGAAGAAUUUUGAGGAGCAAGAGAAGUGACUUUCUGCUCAUGGACAUCAUGGGCUAUCACCAUGAGAGUGAUAAUGUUGAGUCACUGACUUGGGGUAGAAAGAUGGAGCAGGUUGCGGGAAACAAAUUUUUUGAAAUGGUCAGCCCCAACCAUGUGAAUCUUAUUAUUAGACCAGCUGGUUUAAUUAUUGACCAAGAGGAUAGCUUUUUAGCAGCUACACCUGAUGGCUAUGUUAGUUGCGACUGCCAUCCAGACAGUUUAUUAGAGAUAAAGUGUCCAUACACAUUACGUAAUGCAGCAUUAAAUAGUGUCAAUAUUAAAAAAAUUUUCUUAAAUGACACUGGCAGAUUAAAAGAAGAUCAUGUUUAUUUUGAUCAAGUCCAAGGCCAGAUGGGUAUUUCUGGAUUAAAUAUGUGCUACUUUGUCACAUUCACAACCGUGUCGUUGAAGUAUGAGGAAAUCACUUUCGAUGAACUGAAGUGGUAUGAAAUGAAGGAUAAGCUUAAUAAGUUUUUCUUUGAAAAUAUAAUUCCCGAAAUACUUUACGGUCAUAAACUUAAAGAAAUUGAGGGAGCAAAAAAUGAUUGCAUAUGUAAAGGGUUUAAAAAUGGUGUAACUAUUAAAUGCAUUACGUGUUCUAAAUAUUUUCAUAAAGGAUGUGUAAAAUUACAUCGUAAAGUUUAUUCAUGGACCUGUGAUCAAUGCAAGGUCUAGAUUUAAUUUUUACAAUUUUCUCUGCAAUAUUUAUCAGAAACUACUUAUUUUAUCAUGAUUAUGUAAAGUUUUUUAAUUGUAUGCUUAUUAAGCUUAUCCUUCAUUUUGUACGACUUCAGUUCAUCGAAAGUGAUUUCCUCAUACUUCAAUUACACACUCUUGAAUGUGACAAAGUACAGUAGAGUGCCGAUUAUCGGAAACCCCCCAAUUAUCCAAACUAUGUCCGAAUUAGAUUUUCUUUUUAAGUUAAAUAUGAUAAACGAAAUUUAAAAAGAUAUUUAAGAAUUGAAAAAAAAAACUUCCUGACACGCCAGAGCUGUUUUAGAUAGUACUACUUUAGAUAGUACUCAGAUAGUGUGAAGGGAAGGAAGUGCAUAAAUAAUAAUUUAAACAACUAUCCAAUUAUCAAACCAAGUUCGGUCCCGAGCAGUUCGGAUAAUCGGUGCUCUACUGUAGCUUGUAUUUAGUCCAUUUUUUAGUGCUUAUUUUUUGUUGAAAUAUUGGCUAAGCAACUUGCUAAACUAAAAAAAAGUUUUGUACAGUUCUAAGAAAAAUUAAAUUAUAUGUGCUAUUUAAAAAAUUUAUUGUAUUGUACGUGAAUUUCAAGAGGAAGAAAAAAGUUAUCUUUAGCUGAUGACUGAUUUUAUUUAAUUUGAAAUAUUUUUACUGUUAUACUUUUUUAAUUUUGAUAUUUCUUUUUAAUAUACAGGAUUAUCUCAUACAUAUGGUAAUGGUGUAGCACAAUUUUCCAUUGUUAUCGGUGCAUUUUUAUCAGCUGGAAAAUCACAUAGUAGGAUCCAGUUUCUUCACAUUGAUUUGUAUAUUAUUUUUUGUUAUCAUCCGUCUAAAAUUAAUAAAAGGCAUUGUUUUUAUAUAAAUAUUUUUGUAUCCUUAAUUUAAAGAUAUUUUACUUGUAUUACAUAAAAUUGUAUUUUUCGUUGUUUUCUAACAUUAAGAGAAUUUACUUAAAUUGCUGUCCAAUCUUAUUAAAUAUAUUACAAGUAUUACUUUUUGUGCAAAUUUCUUUAACAUGCUAUUAUAAAUAAAAAAAAAUUAUUACUCACUUAAAUUUUUAUGUCCACUAAUAGAUCUUAAUACUAGGAAAAUAUUUGGAUGUGGAAAGUAGGGUCACAAGCAUAAGCUAACAGAUACUUUUAAGUUUAUAUGAUUUAAGUAAAUAAUUUCAACUUAUGAGAAAAGUUUCUUUUAUGCCAAGAAACAAUUAUUCUGAAGAAAUCAUCAGAGUUGGCAAGCGGUAAGAAACAAGAGAAUUAGCCCCCUAGUCUUUUAUAUAUAAUUUACACUGUUUCAUCAAUCUUAAAGGUAGCUUUGAUGUGUAAGUGUUAAGAAGGAAUUAUUAAAAAUUAGCAGAAUUUUCCACUAAAGAAAUAUAUGCUAUCUAUGUAAAAAAAUUGUCUAGACUUAACCAAUAUUUGUUCAUUUUCCAACCAAAUUGCUUGUUUUAUGUUUUUCGUGCAGAAAUAUUUGUACUUUUCAAUUGCUCAAAUAAAAUAGUCCAUCUUUUAUUUUCUAAAUAUUAA
Parasteatoda tepidariorum (common house spider) is the source of this 3540-nucleotide messenger RNA. The record is from RefSeq and is a predicted model, not a curated record. NCBI's taxonomy places the organism in Eukaryota, Metazoa, Arthropoda, Arachnida, Araneae, Theridiidae.